AUGACUAACGACUCAACUCUUCAGCACAAGCAGCCGGAUCCAGUCCUGUAUGCAUUCUCGACGAAAGACGAGCUAUGUGAGCGAUUGGCUGAGUAUGUGAUCAAGCUGCAGAACGCAGCGAUCGAGCGGCGCGGCAAGUUCCUUCUCGCUGUGUCAGGUGGCUCGCUUCCGAGCAUGCUGGCCAAGAAUCUCGUCAACCGACAAGAUAAUGCAGUGCGCUGGGACAAAUGGCAUGUGUUUUUCGCUGAUGAACGUCUCGUUCCUUUGGACGACAAGGAGUCAAACUACAAGCUGUGCGAUGAUGAACUCUUUUCAAAGGUGCCCGAAUUCCCGCGGAGCCAAAUUCACACGAUCGAUACAUCGCUCCUGCACGAUGCCGAAGAGCUCUCGGAUGAGUACGAGAAGCAGCUCGUUCAUGCAUUUGCAGGGAAGGACUCGUCUUGA
This is a messenger RNA of Malassezia globosa CBS 7966, 444 nucleotides long. RefSeq lists its product as uncharacterized. Gene Ontology annotation, biological process: carbohydrate metabolic process. The transcript is spliced from 3 exons. The record is from RefSeq and is a predicted model, not a curated record. Bases 1 to 444 code for a protein of 147 amino acids. NCBI's taxonomy places the organism in Eukaryota, Fungi, Basidiomycota, Malasseziomycetes, Malasseziales, Malasseziaceae.